AUGCCUCAUUGUUCUUCCAUUCUUUUCUGUCUCUUCUUGCAACUGUUCUUUGCUGUCCAACCAUGUCACCGGGUAGUGACCUACGCUGCUGAUGGUGGCGGGUGGCAACUCUUGCAAAACAACAUUGGCAUAGCAGCUAUGCAUAUGCAACUACUCCACAAUGACCGUGUAGUAAUCUAUGAUCGGACUGACUUUGGCUUGUCUAAUAUUUCACUACCAGAUGGAAAAUGUCGGAAUGAUUCAAGAGAUUUAGUUGUCAAAAAUGACUGCACCGCUCAUUCUGUUGAGUAUGACGUUUUGGCUAAUAAAAUCAGGCCACUUAUGGUCCAAACUGAUGUUUGGUGUUCUUCGGGUGCUGUAUUCCCUGAUGGGAGACUGAUUCAGACCGGUGGUUUCAAUGAUGGUGAAGAUAAGGUCAGGACUUUCUUACCAUGCAAUAAUGCUAAAUGUGACUGGGUAGAAACUGGUGAUGCUCUCGGGGCAAGAAGAUGGUAUGCCACUAAUCAUAUACUGACAGAUGGUAGGCAAAUCAUUAUUGGUGGCAGAAGGCAAUUCAAUUAUGAAUUUUAUCCAAAAACUUCUGCCCCAAAUGUUUACAGUUUGCGCUUUCUAGCGGAAACUAAUGAUCGUGGUAUUGAAAACAACUUAUACCCAUUUGUUUUUCUCAAUUAUGAUGGCAAUUUAUUUAUUUUUGCCAAUAAUCGAGCCGUAUUGUUCAGUUACAAGGCGGAUAAGGUGUUGAAGACUUAUCCAGCAAUACCUGGAGGUGAUCCAAGAAGCUAUCCAAGUACAGGUUCUGCAGUGUUGCUUCCAUUGAAGAAUUUACGGGCUGCAACUAUUGAGGCUGAAGUUUUGGUAUGUGGAGGUGCACCAAAAGGAUCUUUUAAUCAGGCGGACACAAAACGUAAUUUUGUUAAAGCUUUGGAUACUUGUGCCCGGAUAAAGAUAAACGACCCAAAUCCAAUAUGGGUAAUGGAAACCAUGCCUGCAGCUAGAGUCAUGGGCGAUAUGCAAUUGCUUCCCAACGGUAAUGUUUUGAUCAUUAAUGGAGCUGGAGCUGGUACUGCCGGGUGGGAAAAUGGGCAAAAUCCAGUCUUGAACCCGGUCCUCUAUUUGCCCGAUGAUGCAGAAGGUUCAAGGUUCCAGAGGCUAAAUCCAAGUACAAUACCAAGAAUGUACCAUUCCACAGCCAUUUUGCUUCGUGAUGGCAGGGUUCUUGUUGGUGGUAGCAAUCCCCAUAUUGGAUAUAACUUCACUGGAGUAUUAUUUCCAACUGAAUUGAGAUUAGAAGCAUUCUCUCCACCAUAUUUGGGUAAAGAAUUUAAUGAUUUGAGACCAACAAUCGUCUCAUCAACUGCUGCCCAAGGUAAAAAUAUUGGUUACAAACAACAAUUGUCUGUAAGGUUCAAAGUGACGGGCAAACUAAUAGCAGAUAGCGUUUCGGUGACAAUGGUUGCGCCAUCAUUCACUACACAUUCCUUUUCCAUGAGUCACAGGCUGCUGGUACUUGGGAACGAAAAAGUGACUUACGUGGGCACAUCAACUUAUGACAUUCAAGUUACGACUCCAGGUUACCCUGAGCUUGCACCCUCAGGUUAUUACAUGUUAUACGUGGUUCAUCAAUAUAUUCCCAGUGUCGGUGUUUGGGUCAAAAUUGCAUAA
Molecule: messenger RNA, 1662 nt
Organism: Dovyalis caffra
Lineage: Eukaryota; Viridiplantae; Streptophyta; Magnoliopsida; Malpighiales; Salicaceae
Source: the annotation of a GenBank genome assembly